This is a messenger RNA of Apodemus sylvaticus (European woodmouse), 411 nucleotides long. RefSeq names its product C-C motif chemokine ligand 28 (gene Ccl28). Gene Ontology annotation, molecular function: chemokine activity. Gene Ontology annotation, cellular component: extracellular region. The record is from RefSeq and is a predicted model, not a curated record. Gene Ontology annotation, biological process: immune response; positive regulation of cell-matrix adhesion; cell chemotaxis. The transcript is spliced from 3 exons. The coding region runs from base 1 to 411 and encodes 136 amino acids. Lineage: Eukaryota; Metazoa; Chordata; Mammalia; Rodentia; Muridae.
AUGCAGCAAGCCGGACUCACCCUCGUGGCUGCGGCUAUGUGUGUGGCUUUUCGAAACUCGGAAGCCAUACUUCCCAUAGCCUCCAGCUGUUGUACUGAAGUGUCUCAUCAUGUUUCCAGAAGACUUCUGGAAAGAGUGAGUUCGUGCAGCAUCCAGAGAGCAGACGGGGACUGUGACCUGGCUGCUGUCAUCCUUCAUGUUAAACGUAGAAGAAUCUGCGUCAGCCCGCACAAUCGUACUUUGAAGCAGUGGAUGAGAGCCCCAGAGGUGAAGAAGAAUGGCAAAGAAAACCUCUGCCCCAGAAAGAAACAACCCAGUAGGGUGGACAGAAAAGGGCACACCCCGAGAAAGCAUGGGACACCCGGAACGGAACGCGAGGCCACGAGGCCCCUCGUUAGAACAGAUGCGUGA